AUGGGCCAUCAAGCCAAAGAUAUCCAAAGCAUCGGGAUCACUAAUCAACGUGAAACCGUGAUUGUCUGGGAUUCUCAGACCGGCCAGCCUCUUUACCCCGCCAUUGUUUGGAGUGAUACCCGUACCUUGGAAACCGUGGAAUCACUGGCGGCUAAAUCUCCCAAAGGCGUCAACGCCCUGCGGGAGGUCUGUGGCCUUCAUCUGACCACGUAUUUCUCAGCGGUCAAACUUCGAUGGCUCCUGGACAAUGUCCCUGUCGUCCAAGAAGCUCAGCAGCAAAACCGCUUGCAGUUUGGCACCGUCGAUACCUGGCUCAUUUACAAUUUAACUGGAGCUACUCAAGGCGGCGUGGUAGUGACCGAUGUCACAAACGCAAGCCGAACUAUGCUGAUGGAUUUAAAGUCCCUGCAGUGGAGCGAUGAAGCCAUGAGAUUUUUCUCCUUUGACCAAAUCCAAUUGCCAAAAAUUGUGUCGUCCUCCCAGGUUUUCGGAUCCAUCAAAGAAGGCGCUCUUGCUGGUAUUCCUAUUGCUGGCUGUCUGGGUGACCAGCAGGCGGCUCUCGUCGGUCAAAAAUGUUUCCGUAAAGGCGAUGCCAAGAGCACCUACGGUACCGGUUGUUUUAUGCUGUUCAACACUGGCUCGUCGCCGGUGCUAUCAAAGAACGGUUUACUGACCUCGGUGGCCUAUCGAUUCGGUGAUGACGAACCGGCUUACUGUCUUGAAGGCUCGGUUGCCGUAGCUGGAUCUUCCAUCAACUGGUUGCGAGACAACCUUGGCCUGAUUCAGGAUGCUCAUCAGCUCAAUACCCUCGCUGCCUCUGUACCGGAUACUGCCGGUGUUUACUUUGUUACGGCCUUUGCAGGAUUGUUUGCGCCCUAUUGGCGAAGCGACGCCAGCGGUAUCUUGACCGGUAUGACCCAUUACACGAAACGCGAACACAUCUGCCGUGCUACGUUGGAAGCCGUGUGUUUCCAGACCAACGCCAUCCUGGAUGCCAUGAACAAGGACAGUGGUUCGCCUCUCACUUGCUUAAAGGUCGACGGAGGCAUGUCCAAUUCGGAUCUCUGCAUGCAAAUUCAAGCUGAUAUUUUGGGAAUUCACGUUGAACGACCUCCCAUGCGUGAAACCACCGCCUUGGGCUCGGCCAUCGCGGCGGGACUCGCCACCGGUUACUGGAAAUCCAUUGAUGAACUUGACCAGGUCAACUUUUCUGGUCGUCAAAUCUUUGAUUCCCAAAUCACCCCAAAGAAGCGCAAGCAGAUGCUCGCAGGCUGGGAAGAUGCCGUGAACCGCUCCUACGGUACAGCUGCACGCUAA
Radiomyces spectabilis is the source of this 1317-nucleotide messenger RNA. RefSeq lists its product as uncharacterized. The transcript is spliced from 3 exons. Lineage: Eukaryota; Fungi; Mucoromycota; Mucoromycetes; Mucorales; Radiomycetaceae. Gene Ontology annotation, molecular function: glycerol kinase activity. Bases 1 to 1317 code for a protein of 438 amino acids. Gene Ontology annotation, biological process: glycerol metabolic process; triglyceride metabolic process; glycerol-3-phosphate biosynthetic process. The record is from RefSeq and is a predicted model, not a curated record. Gene Ontology annotation, cellular component: mitochondrion.